AUGCACCUUGGAGCUAUCGCUCCAGCCUGCUCCCCCAACACUCUGGCCGCCCUCCUACCACUCCAGCCCGCUUUCCUACCGCUCCAGCUGUCUUCCUACCGCUCCCGCCGCCCUCCUACCCCUCCAGCCCGCUCCCCAACCCCUCCGGUCGCCCUCCUACUGAUCCAACCCACUCCCCUAAGACUCCGGCCACCCUCCUACCGCUCCAGCCCACUCCCCUCUGACUCCCGCUCCCCUACCUCUCCGACCACCUUCCUACCACUCCAGCCCACUCCCCUAGGACUCCGGCUGCGCUCCUACCGCUCCAGCCCGCUCCCCUACCGCUCCAACCGCACUCCUGCCGCUCCCGCCACCCUCCUACCGCUCCAGCCCGCUCCCCUACCGCUCCAACCGUGCUCCUACCACUCCGGCCACCCUCCCCGCUCCCCUACCUCUCCGACCACCCUCCUACCCUCCAGCCCUCUCCCCUACCCUCCGGUCGCCCUCCUACCGCUCCAGCCGCUGCAGUUUCCAUCCAUCACCACCACCCACUGCAGCGAGGCCAGCCACGAUACCGCAGGCUGCAGCUUCCAGCCUGUGCUGCUAGGUGCCGGGCUUAGAGGAGUAGAAGACGGGAGAGCCAGCUGCCGCCUGCUGGAAGCUGGAGUCUGCACUGCGGUUCGGUUCGCCUUGCUGCAGCUGCAGCUCACCUCACUGUGGUUGGCGGUGUCCCCUGUCCUGGGUGUGAUCACAGGAAUGCUCAUCCUCAUCCUUGUCCCAGCCACUAAGAGAGGCCAUGCCAACUAGCUUGGGGACCAGCUCAAGGCCUGGACCUCAUGGCUCCGAGAUAUGAAGGCCCCGAUCCGAAACCGCAGCUAUGUCUUCUCCUCCCUGGCCACGUUGGCUGUCUCCUUCGCCACAGGGGCCCUGGGUAUGAGGAUCCCACUCUAUCUGCACCAUGCACAAGUCAUGCAGAAGAUGGUGGAGUUGUGUAGCAGCCCACCCUGCAGGGCCAAGAACAGCCUCAUCUUCGGGGCCAUCACCUGCAAUACGGGCUUCCUGGGCAUGGUCACGGGUACGGGAGCCACGCGCUGGUGCUGCCUGAGGACCCAGCAGGCCAACCCCCUGGUGUGUGCCGUGGGCAUUGCUGGGCUCUGACAUCACAUCUUCAUCUGCCUGAUCUUCAUGGCUGCCAAGAGUAGCAUCGUGGGGGCCUAUAUCCAUAUCUUCAUCGGAGAGACAGUGCUAUUUUCCAAUUGGGCCAUCACCGCUGACAUCCUCAUGUAUGUGGUCAUCCCCACCUGGCACGCCACGUCUGUGGCCUUGCAGAGCUUCACCUCCCACCUGCUGGGGGACACCAGCAGCCCCUACCUCAUCAGCUUUAUCUCAGACCUGAUCUGCCAGAGUACCAAGAACUCCCUGCUCUGGGAGUUCCUGAGCCUGGGCUAUGCGGUCAUGCUCUGCCCCUUUGUUGUCAUCCUGGCGGUCAUGAUCUUCCUCGCCAUGGUGCUCCUCUUUCUCAGCAACUAUGCCAAGGCUGAGCAGCAGGUGAACCAGCGGGUGAUGCUGCCUGCAUCUGUGGAAGUCUGUGGUGGUGCCACUGAGACAAUGAAGAACCCACACUCCCACCUAGUCUGGAAGGUGUCCUACAGCAUCCGGGACCACCUGGGCUGCCCACGGGCUUUCUGUGUGAUCCACGGCAAGGUGCCCACCCACUCUGGCUGGGGCCUGCUGAGUGGCCCUGGCUUCAGGAAGAGGCAGUGUCCUCAGUCACCCUGGAAAGGUGUGUGUUGGAGCUGUGAGGUUGGACAGAUUCCUGGCCCUAAGUUUGGGCUGCCGGGCCCCUGGGGCCAAGGAAGAAAACAGCCUGAAGUGGGUGCCACCAAGAGCCUGGCUUGCCACUAGCCUAUGUGAUCCUGGGCCAGUCCCUUCCCUCCCUGGAAUGAAGGCAACUUGCUGGGCAAAGCACGAUCCACACCUUUGAAGACUCGCCAGGCCCUGGGCCAUAUGGAAAGGGAAUGGUCUAGGUCUCGGGGCAGCAGUCCCAGGUUUGAGGCUCAGGUGAGGGCCGGCAUGCAGGACUGCUGCUUCUCAGCUGGCCUCUGACCUUGGGGACAUCAGACUCAACCUGGCAGAUGAAGCUGGGCCAGUCUCUCUGGAGGCCACUGUCUCACGGUCUCAGGUUGGCUGCUGGCCUGGAGCUCCCAGGUGGGGAUUGUUCUGACAAGCUGGCAUCAUGAGGGGUGAAGGCCA
This is a messenger RNA of Callithrix jacchus (white-tufted-ear marmoset), 2232 nucleotides long. The record is from RefSeq and is a predicted model, not a curated record. Lineage: Eukaryota; Metazoa; Chordata; Mammalia; Primates; Cebidae.